CGAGGUUUCCGGUGUUGUGAAUGUGUCUGCUAAAGAUGGCGGUCAGCAUCCGAGGCCGUCCUAUCCGAAGUAUACGGAUGCGAGGUCGGAAUGACAGUGGGGAGGAAAAUGUACCUCUCGAUCUCACAAGAGACCCCUCUGAGAACAUGCGAGAGAUCCUCCAGAAUGUGGCCAAACAGCAAGGAGUCUCGAAUAUGCGCAAACUCGGCCACCUGAACAACUUCAUCAAGCUGCUCUGCAAUGUCGGGCUCUCGGAGGAAAGGUUUGGCUUUACCUAUGAAGAAAUGAUCAUAUGCCUCAGGUUGGCGCUGCUUAAUGAGGCUAAGGAGGUCCGUGCGGCAGGUUUACGUGCUCUCCGCUACCUCAUCCGAGACAGUAAUAUCCUUCAGAAAGUGCUCCGGCUGCAGGUGGAUUACCUGAUUGCCAGGUGCAUUGACAUCCAGCAGAGUAAUGAGGUGGAACGCACACAAGCACUCAGACUAGUGAGAAAGAUGAUCACUGUGAACGCCCUGCUCUUCCCAAGCUCAAUCACAAACUCACUUAUUGCUGUGGGUAACGAUGGACCGCAGGAGCGGGACCGGAUGGUUCGUGCCUGCAUCGCCAUUAUCUGUGAACUUGCACUGGAGAACCCUGAGAUUGUGGCCAAGAGGGGAGGCCUCAGCACCAUCCUGAAGAAUGUAAUCGACUGCCAGCUCAGUCGCAUCAAUGAGGCUCUGAUGACCACCAUCCUGCACCUGCUCAAUCACCCUCAUACACGGCAGUACGUGCGCUCUGAUGUCGAGCUCGAGCAAAUCCUGGCACCUUACACCGACUUUCACUAUAGACACAAUCCAGACACCGCAGAGGGUCAGCUCAAGGAAGACAGGGAGGCUCGAUUUCUUGCCAGUAAGAUGUCAAUUGUUGCUUCCCUUCGUUCUUGGUCAGGCAUCAUUAAUCUCUGCAAAUCAGGAAACUCUGGAAUCCAGUCUCUCAUUGGUUUGCUGUGUAUACCAAAUAUGGAAGUGAGGCGAGGUCUUCUGGAGGUGAUGUAUGAUAUAUUCAGACUCCCUGUUCCCGUGGUGACACAUGAUUUUAUAGAAGCUCUUCUCAGUGUGGACCCCAGUAGGUUUCAGGACAGCUGGAGACUGUCAGAUGGCUUUGUAGCCUCAGAAGCAAAAAUAAUUCUUCCACAUAGGGCACGGUCCAGACCAGAUUUGAUGGAUAACUAUCUCGCCUUGCUACUUUGUGCAUUCAUCCACAGUGGACUUUUAGAGGGACUGGUUGAAGUAAUCACUAGCAGUGAUGAUAGUGUUUCAGUGCGUGCAACCAUCCUUUUAGGAGAGCUCCUGCAUAUGGCCAACACCAUUCUUCCCCACUCCCAUAGUCACCACCUGCACUGCCUGCCCACUCUUAUGAACAUGGCUGCUUCUUUUGACAUUCCUCAGGAGAAAAGACUACGGGCGAGUGCUGCAGUCAAUUACUUAAAGCGAUUUCAUGAGAAGAAGAAACGAGGCCCCAAACCCAAUAGUCUUUAUUUGGACCAUAUUAUUCGCAAAUCGCUGGCUGCUCAUUACUGUCGAGACCAGCAGAGGCCCCAGAGGGACAUUUUUGUCAUUAAGGACACCGAGGAGGCCCUGAUGAUGAACCUCAGAGACAGUCAGAUUCUCAAUCAUAAACAGAAUUUGGAAUGGAACUGGGUCCUGAUCAGUACCAUACUCAAGUGGCCAAAUGCUAACCUUCGGAACAACAAAGAGGAACAGAUGCACAAGUUUGUGCGAAGGCUGCUGUUUUUCUACAAGCCUAGCAGUAAGCUGUAUGCUAGCCUGGAGCUGGACCACAGCAAGGCCAGGCAGUUAACGGUGGUGGGCUGUCAGUUCAUUGAGUUCCUGCUGGAGUCAGAUGAGGACGGUCAGGUGUAUCUGGAGGACCUGGUGAAGGACAUUGUCCAGUGGCUGUCCUCGUCCUCUGGCCUGAAACCAGACCGUAGUCUACAGAGCAACGGCCUCCUCACCACUCUCAGCCAGCACUACUUCCUCUUCCUCGGCACUCUCUCUGCCCACCCACAGGGUGUUAAGAUGCUUGAGAAGUGCAGCGUCUUCCAGUGCCUGCUGAACCUGUGCUCCUUGAAGAACCAGGACCAUCUUUUGAAGCUGAUCGUUUCCACACUGGACUACAGCCGGGAUGGCUUAGCACGAGUCAUCCUCUCCAAGAUCCUCACUGCUGCCACUGACAACUGCAGGCUGUACGCCACCAAGCAUCUGCGGGUGCUACUUCGAGCUAACGUGGAGUUCUUCAGCAACUGGGGUAUUGAACUGCUGGUGACUCAGCUACACGACCGCAACAAGGCCAUCUCAGUAGAGGCUUUGGACAUAUUGGAUGAGGCCUGUGAAGACAAGGCAAACCUGCACGCUCUGAUUCAGAUGAAGCCAGCGCUAACUCACCUGGGAGACAAGGGUGUGCUGUUGCUGCUACGAUUUUUGUCCAUUCCAAAGGGGUUCUCCUAUCUAAAUGAAAGGGGCUAUGUCACUAAACAACUGGAAAAGUGGCAGAAGGAAUACAACCUCAAGUAUGUGGACCUCAUAGAGGAACAGCUUAAUGAAGCACUCACUACUUACCGUAAACCAGUGGAUGGAGAUAACUACGUGCGACGGAGCAACCAAAGGUUACAAAGACCAAAUGUUUUUCUUCCUGUGCAUUUGUAUGGGCAACUUGUGCAUGAUAAGACGGGCUGUCAUUUGCUGGAAGCUCAGAAUGUAGUUUCAGAUCUGAGCUAUACAGUGCGCUGCCCAGUGCUGGACAAAUGGGAUGGCAUCAAACAUCUUAAAGCUGCUCUUUGGGCCCUGGGAAACAUUGGCACAUCUAACUGGGGACUAAACCUUCUGCAGGAAGAGAAUGUAAUUCCAGACAUCGUCGCUCUUGCCCAUGACUGUGAGGUUCUCUCUAUUAGAGGGACAUGUCUUUAUGUUCUGGGACUCAUUUCUAAAACUAAGCAGGGAUGUGAGCUUCUGAAACUGCAUGGUUGGGAUGCAGUUAGGCACAAUCGCAGGCAGCUGUGGCCUGUAGUGCCGGAUGAAGUGGAGCAGAGCCAAAACCUACAACAGCAACAGCAGCAACAACAGCAGCAACCCCUCAUCCACCUUUCCUCAGCGCCCAGCACCCUCAGCCUGAACUCUGAGUCCACCAGCUCUAGACAUAACAGCGAGAGUGACUCCACUCAGCCUAGCAUGUACAUCCUGGAUGACGAUAAGUUAGAAAGCUCUGAACUUUCAGAGGACCAGCCACUGUACUUCAGACCCAAACUCCUAAAGGACCGCAGCCCCUUCACCAUACUAGCCUCCAGUCGACUUGUCCGGAACCGCUUCCUCAUCUCCUUGUCCGGAAAAAAACUCCGUAGUACCAGUGACCCCAAAGGCACUGGUAGCAGCAAUAAACUCCAUGGCGAGCCCACGUUAGGAGGCCUAAGGAGGAUACGCACAGUUACAGAGCCCUCUAUAUUCUCUCAAGUUCAGGGAGAUGUCUUCAGUCCUGUAUUUACUGAUGGACAUCUGCCGAAAAGCCCAAGCGUUAGUCUGGAUACCUCUUUUGUAGGCAGCAAGACUUCAGAAACUCAGGGCAGCACAUCUAGUAUUGGAGAACCUGAGACUCGUAUGAACAAAGCUGCAGAACGGAGCUCCGGGGUUGGAGACGCCCAACGAGAGCAGACCAGUCGGGAAAGGCUGGCAGGCGAUGGCUCAAACUCUGGGAGCGGGGCUCAGUUUAAAAGUCGCAGCCAGAGUUUCAACACAGACACAACCACUAGUGGUAUUAGCUCCAUGAGCUCCAGCCCAUCCAGAGAGACGGUGGGUGGCGUGGACUCUUCCACCAUCGAUACGGACUGUGUUAGCCUCAAUACGGUCAUUAGCACUCAAACUGUCAAAACACUUCACUCUCUCACGCCCCAGUCCAACCACCUUCCCCUGUCCAAAUCUAACUCUGUACUGCUGAUGCCACCGGGUUCUUCUCAUACUUUGCCUCGAAGGGCUCAGUCCCUUAAAUCGCCUUCUGUCACAACCAUUUCAAGCCUGACUGACUGUAGCUUCAUGUAUACCAGCCCACGGGACGCACUGGGAUACGCUACCCUCAAGCGACUACAGCAGCAGCGCAUUCACCCUUCCCUUUCCCAUAGCGAGGCACUUGCCUCGCCUGCCAAAGACGUGCUCUUCACCGAUGCCAUUACUAUGAAAACUGGCAGCCUGGAUUCCAGACUCACACCACGCAGGUAUACUAAAAAGCGCUUCAGAUGUCUGGGCCAAGGUUCAAGCAGGCCCCAUCGCAGAUCUCUGCUGCCACGGUUUCUGAAGGCUUUGAGUUUUGCAUCUCUGGAUAAGGAGGAUCUUCUGAGCCCUAUCAGUCAGACCUCCCUGCAGCGCUCCUCCUCAGUGCGUUCAAUGGUGUCCAGUGCCACAUAUGGCAACUCCGAUGACUACAUUGGCCUUGCACUACCAAUGAACAUCAACAGCAUGUUCCAGAUUAAAGACGUACCAUACUUCCAGAAGAGGACAAGUCCACCAUCAGAAGACCGAUCAGCAAAGUUCUUCUCUGGAGAUGCAGAUGGUUCCACUGAAGGAUCCAGGCAUUCUGUUUUGCGAUCUCAGCUUAGUAUAACAGAGCUGAUUGCGGUGAGCCGUUCAGACCAGCACCAGCUGCUAGGUGCGGAGGAGACCGGCCUGCAGGAGCACAAUGAGGAGAACUGUCUUUACUGCGCAGGGCUCUACGUGCUUGGGUGUAAUUUAAACACUCCUACGCAAAACCGCACAGACUAUCCCGAUGCUCCAUUCUCAGAAUGGUGCAAUCAGUCCCUACACAACCUGGACGUCAUGCCUCAGUCUAAGUACUCAGGAGUGUCUGGCUGCAGCGACGCUGUCUCUCAGGGAUCUGGUGGCAGCACACGCAGCACAGAGCUUGUUCUUGGGGUGAAAAAUAUUCCAGAGGAUGCUCCAGCCUGCCGUGUUCUUCUGAGGAAGGAGGUGCUUCGACUAGUCAUUAACCUGAGCUCCUCAGUGGGGACAAAAGGGAAUGAAACAGGACUACUCACAAUCAAGGAAAAGUUUCCUUAUGCGUUUGAUGACAUCUGCUUGUAUUCCGAAGUUUCAUACUUGUUGGCCCACUGCAUGUUCAGACUGGCUUCACGGCGCUUCAUUCAGGAGCUUUUUCAAGAUGUUCAAUUCAUUCCGAUGUACGAGGAGGCUGAGAGCAUUCUGUCAAUGCCCAAGAAGUCUACCACAGUAGAUCUUCCAUCAGAACCGUGAUCCUUUAAGUGUUUUGCACGCUGUUCUCUUCUGCGAUUUGCGCAAGUAUGGAUCUCUUUCUUGGCCCGACCAUGCGACUAAGACAAAUACGCAAUAAGAGAGUAGGGCUAUGGAACAGACAUAGGUGGACUAAGAGAGUCACCGGGAACAUUUCCACAGACACAUAAAAAGCGGUACGUUAAGAGAACAAACUGUUUUUACCUGAACAAAUAUACUCUACACAGACACCUACAGUGGAAGUUGUAACCAAAUAAUCCUUGUAAACCGAAUGGAAAGUGAAACAUGCAAAUAUUUGAUCUAUGAGUCAAUACAAAUCGUAUUUCAAACGCAAGCAAGAGAAACCUUUCAAGACUGUCUAGGGAGAUUAUUAACUUUUUUUUAAAGGCCUGGGCAUAUGAUUGCACGUAACAAAAGCAUUUUUUUUCCCUGAGUGGAUCCUUCAACACUACAACAUUCCAGCUGUUUUCUUUGGAUUUCUCUAUUACUAAUUCUGGUUGUUUCAGAUAUGAAAUGGCUUUCGUAACCAGACUGAGCAAACACUCUUUGUCCUGGUGUGAUUUGCUUUGUAAGACAAUCAUCAUUAAGUAAUAAUAAUUGUCAGCAACUGCCAGGUAUGUUUUUUUUUCCCUUUUGUACCUGAUUUAUAAAAGGGUCUUUACUGCUUAUUGGUUUUUAUCUUAGCGUAGCACAUAGAAAUCCCUGAUUAAAUGUAUGUAAAUGUAUCUGAUGGUGUUGUUACACAAUAACGCAAUAGUGACUGCAUUGUAUUAUUGUGUAACUUUGAUAACUGACUUAUGAAACAUCAUCCAAAAAAAAAAUCUGACAUUUGAAUCAAUAAGAUAUUUAUUUAUUUAUUCAGUUAUUUAUUGUUUGGUCCAAGCAGCUCCUCUGUCCCUUUUACUUUAUUUUAGCCUAUUAACUGGCUGUGGAAAAUUUACGUCUGACAGCCAGUGUAUCUAUAGAAAACGGGCCUCAAAAGAGGAAGUUAAAGUGCAUUUCACCACUGCUAUUUUGCCGUUUUACUCUUCUCCAUUUUAAGUAGUUUUAGAGAUUUUAACUAACCCAUAGAAAGUUUUUUUCUUUCCGUAGAAAAUAUAAUUAAUUAGUGAAGCAUCAACAAAUCGAAUAUUCGCCAAACAUAUUUCACACUAUUUGUAUAUGAGAAUACAUUUUGUACUUUAUUCUCUCUUUCGGAUUGAUAGUAAUACUUUUUUUUUUACCUGAAUGUGGUCCGGAGAUUUUGAACGGGGGGGGGGAUAUUGGGUUAAAAAGUAAGGUUAAACUGACAAGACAUGAUUGAGAAUGAUCCUUAAUAUAUGACGUUCUGCUCAAACUGAUUGCCAUCCUUAAAGCACUACUCUUUAUCAUUGUCGAACAGCGGUUCUCGGCAUUUCAUUCAAAAUGUCUUCAGGGUUAGAACGAAUCUAGUUUAACAUUGCAUAAAAACGAAAAACAUCACCAAAAAUAGUUCCCGCUUUGUAAGUGUAAAUUUGAGAUUCAUUUGAAUUAUUUCUAUGCAAUGUGCCUCUUAAUUCUGUAUGCACAAAUGACUUAUUGAAGAUAAGACGAUCACUUCAUUUUCUGGACCAUUUAUAUUAUUUAGGCAGCUUUAAUUAUUUUGCCUUAUUUGUAUUAGCUUUAACCUUAAUUUUUAGAAUUAAUGAAUUUGCCCUUUUUUCUUGUUUUAUUUAUUAUAGGAACUAAUAAAUCUGCCUUUGCCUGCCUUGGCUUUUGAAUUAAGCAUCAGGUUUCAACUUCCAUUUUUUUUUUUUUUAUUGUACAAAAACGAGUCUGAUAAGGCCAGCAAUAAUACUAGUUGUUGAUAUAGUAUUUCCUUUUAGGCUUCUGAGGAAAUUGUAAAAUGCAUGUGCAUUCUAACCCCUAUCUGAGGUAUAAUGAUAGAAAAAUAGCAACGGUCUAAGCAACAGAUGAUGUUUGGGAUUGCGUAUAUAUGUUGCAGUCAUUUUUAUAAUAUAAUGACUGGACAUUGAACAAUAAUGAAGCCACUUAUAAAAUUUCCUCGAUGAACAAAAUAAAUCUGGAAUCUGCCCAUAAUACUUUCUGAAGUGUUUUUGGAUAAAUAAUUUUCACAUGUGGUUUAGUGUGUGUGUGGGUGAAAGUAUCCCAGAAUGCCGGAUAGCUGGGUCUUUUUCCAGUGAUAAAUCAUGUUUCAGUUUUUUGCUUCCAUUUUUCCUUAGGGGUUAUGUGCAGCCCAUGACUGCAAGCCAAUUGUUUAAAAUGGUGUUAUUUUUCAAAUGCUAAAAAAAACAUGUACCGGUGUUUUUAAAAACCUUAAAAAUAACAAUGAGCGCCAACUAUUGCAGAGUUAAUUGUAUACGUGGAGCAAUUUCCAAGUAUUUUAAAGGGGUCGUUUUCUCCAUCGCCAUCAAUGCUAAGAGUAUAAAGGAAAUGCAUAUAUUUUAAAUGUACAUUUGUUCAUUGUGCAACUAAACCUUAACUGCACCUUUCAUUGAUUUUGUCUUUCUUUUAAGUGCACUCGUGAUUUUGCAGAGCACUGUAUGAAAUGUAAGCACCAUUUAAUAAUGAGAUUGCAGAGACUGAUGCAAGUGUUAUUUAUAUUUUUUUUUCCUGAAGGGAAAAAGCAUCUUAAACAGUUGUACAUACUUAAAAUGUUUCUUUAAUUGUAUAAUUUAAUGUGUUUUGGGGGGCAUUAGCGAUGGGCCUUGAGAAUUUAAUGAAAGGGAUACGUCCGUGAUAAAAUAAAAUGAACCUCAGUUUCCUUGA
This is a messenger RNA of Puntigrus tetrazona (Sumatra barb), 8012 nucleotides long. It is a transcript of the gene rictorb, whose product is annotated as RPTOR independent companion of MTOR, complex 2b. Gene Ontology annotation, biological process: positive regulation of phosphatidylinositol 3-kinase/protein kinase B signal transduction; TORC2 signaling. Gene Ontology annotation, molecular function: protein serine/threonine kinase activator activity. Bases 21 to 5267 code for a protein of 1748 amino acids. Lineage: Eukaryota; Metazoa; Chordata; Actinopteri; Cypriniformes; Cyprinidae. Gene Ontology annotation, cellular component: TORC2 complex. The record is from RefSeq and is a predicted model, not a curated record. The transcript has 39 exons.